This is a messenger RNA of Orbicella faveolata, 1133 nucleotides long. Its product is annotated as regulator of G protein signaling 19-like. NCBI's taxonomy places the organism in Eukaryota, Metazoa, Cnidaria, Anthozoa, Scleractinia, Merulinidae. The record is from RefSeq and is a predicted model, not a curated record.
AAUGUCACCUUUUUAGCAUAGAUUAGUGGAGACAUAGGUGCUUUUAACCGGAUGUUUCAGUAGUAGGUACAGCUUUCGUUCCAUUUGCGUGGAAAACCACUUAAACGCUAGAAUCUCAGACACGAACCUCGUCUGUUCGGAAUCAACCGCAAAUUUGACCAUAGUUUCCAGCGAAACCUUUAGCUCUGGUCUCUCGAGAUUUGUGUUGUUCAUUUUCUUGGCGGGGGUCUGACUGAUUUGGAAAUUUUAACAGUCUAAAGAAAGGAGAACCCCUUGUGCAUUUUUCGCUCUAGGUGAUGAGUUCAAGGAGCUGGAAGACUGAAUCAGUGCAGAGUAGAAAGCCGGAUACGUCAUGGUAUUACGACUUCAGUGAACCGAUUGAAAACGACAGAACGAGAAGUACCAACACACAGCUGGAAAUUUACCUCACAGAGACGAACAUCAAGAAGGCGACGCUUGAGUUCGAGGAAGUUACGCGUCAGCCCGCGAUAUUCUCCAGGCGGAAAGAUCAUUACUGCUGUCUGUGCUGGUGUUUCUGUUGUUCCUGUGAUUGGUACUGUCCUGCCCGUCGAUUUAGAGUUGGAAGCAUGGAGACAUCACCAAACAAUAAAUACAACCCCAAACCGAGCAGAGAGGAAGUCCAAGAAUGGGGAAUAAGUUUUGAAAAACUACUCACGAGCAAAACUGGUGUGAAAAUCUUCCAUGAUUUUCUGAAAUCUCAAUACUCAGAGGAAAACUUGUUGUUUUGGCUGGCGGUGGAGAAACUCAAGAAAGAAACAGAUCAGGCGGCCGUCAAAGAACUCGCACAGUCCAUUUACCGUGAUUACCUAUCAUCGGAAUCUCCUAAAGAGGUCAGCAUUGACCACAAAACUCGGCAGCUGAUUGAAGACGUGUUGGAGGAACCCGAUCAAACAGUGUACGACAAUGCUCAGCGUCACGUGUAUUACGUCAUGUAUCAGGACUGUUACCCAAGAUUCAUAGUGUCGAACGUUUUCAAGGCCCUACUGAUGGCUAACGACUGAUCACGUGAUUUUGAAUAGUAUCUAGCUUAUUUUCUGUUGAGUAGAUUCUGCGAUCGAUGGUACGAUUAGAUGAAAAUACAAAGUAAGGGACUCGUUCUUCUCGGUUUUUUA